GCACGUAUAGACACUUGCAGGAUGACGAACUAUAUACUUGCCUUUGUACUGCUUUUAUCGUAUGAUUAUGCUAUAGGUCAAUGCAAUUUCCCGUGCAAAGCGCAAAAAAGGCUCUAUGAUUGGCUUGCAGAUAAUGGUGACGCUACUGGUUCUCAGGUAAAAUUCGACGCGUCAACUUACACACUUUCUGUAAACGGUACAGAGUAUAAAACGGACUGUGUUCACCGAUCUGGACCUUUCUAUGUACUAAGACGUACAAUUAAUGGAGUAAUGUCUUAUAUUUGCCUGAAGAACUCGAGGUUUAUAAUAUCUGCUGACUUCUUGGUCUUAUUUAGAACUGAAUGGAGUAAGUCACGUUUGUAG
Messenger RNA from Mytilus trossulus (common blue mussel), 363 nucleotides. RefSeq lists its product as uncharacterized. Bases 22 to 363 code for a protein of 113 amino acids. Lineage: Eukaryota; Metazoa; Mollusca; Bivalvia; Mytilida; Mytilidae. The record is from RefSeq and is a predicted model, not a curated record. The transcript has 3 exons.